This is a messenger RNA of Phalaenopsis equestris, 1210 nucleotides long. Its product is annotated as reticulon-like protein B3. Bases 209 to 973 code for a protein of 254 amino acids. NCBI's taxonomy places the organism in Eukaryota, Viridiplantae, Streptophyta, Magnoliopsida, Asparagales, Orchidaceae. The record is from RefSeq and is a predicted model, not a curated record. The transcript has 5 exons.
UACCUAAGCGGCGAAAGUUCUUCGUUUCAGCGGCUGCGAUCGCCCCCUAACCCUACGUGGCAAGAAAUUCGACACUUGGACUCCGAUCCUUCUUCCGUGUCUUCUACUGGUGAAACGUUCCGAGCGCCUCUUCGCUUUCGCGAAGAUUGAAAAGCGAGAGAGAGAGGAGAAGGAAAAAAAAAGAAGAAGCGAAGUUUUUUGAACGGUGAUGGCUGAGCAGGUGGAGGAAUCGAUUCCGAGGGCGGAGCCGAGGUCUUUUGCGGAGAAGAUUCAUAGGAACGAUUCAUCUUCUUCAUCGUCUGAUUCUGGCAACGAUAAAUCGGGAAACUCUUCCUCUGUUAAAACAGGAUUCCGACGAGUUUUCGGGAGGAAGAAGCCCGUUCAUCAGGUCUUGGGUGGCGGCAAGCCUGCUGAUGUAUUCCUGUGGAGAAACAAGAAAAUCUCAGCUGGCAGUCUCGCAGUGGCAACCGCCAUCUGGAUCUUAUUUGAACUGCUGGACUACCAUUUGCUGACUCUGGUUUCCUAUGGCCUCAUUCUCCUUCUCGCUAUCCUCUUCCUAUGGUCCAAUGCAACCUCAUUUAUCAGCAAAUCCCCUCCUUCCAUUCCCGAGAUUAGCAUUCCUGAGGAUCUGACAGUCAACGUCGCCUUAUCGCUGAGAUAUGAGAUAAACAAAAUCUUUGCUUUUCUUUGGGACGCCGUGGCUGGAAGGGACCUGAAGAAAUUCUUAGCUGUGAUUGCUGGUUUAUGGGCUCUUUCAGCAGUUGGUAGCUCCUGCAGUUUCUUAACCUUGUUUUAUAUAGCAUUUGUUCUGCUGCUUACCGUGCCUGUUCUAUAUGAGAAAUAUGACGACAAAGUCGACUUUUACUGGGAGAAGGCGACGGCGGAACUCGAGAAACAUUACAACUUUAUUCAUGAGAAGGUGGCAAGUAAGAUUCCUAAGGCGGCACAAACAAAGGACAAGAAGCAUCAGUAAAGAUAAGGGGGGGUUCUGUCAUUCUGCAAUAAUUGUGUACUAAUUUGGGUAUUUUGGUGUUUUUAUAAUGCAUGGAUCUUUUAACUUUCAUGAUGGAGGUAUAUAAUUUCCAUGAGAUGGAUCAUAGCCAAUCUCAAAUCUGCUAGUUUUUGAGUGCUGGAACAGAGCAUUUGGUUGCUUGUUUUCUGUUUAUGCUGUUUUGAAUGUCAUUAUCGUCAUAAUUACAAAAUUGUUUUA